Messenger RNA from Mastomys coucha (southern multimammate mouse), 635 nucleotides. RefSeq names its product receptor-type tyrosine-protein phosphatase H-like. The transcript is spliced from 4 exons. The record is from RefSeq and is a predicted model, not a curated record. NCBI's taxonomy places the organism in Eukaryota, Metazoa, Chordata, Mammalia, Rodentia, Muridae. Bases 129 to 635 code for a protein of 168 amino acids. Gene Ontology annotation, molecular function: protein binding.
ACUGCCUGGUGUGGGCUGUGUCUGAGCUGAAUCUCAGUGAAGGAACCGGAGUGAGGCCUUGCUGGAGGGCAGUGGGAGGCUGCAUCUGUGCUACAGACCAAAUAUACAAAAGCCAGGGGCUAAGGAACAUGCAGGGCUCACCUGAUCAAGCUGCAAAGGUCUAUGGGAGGCAGGAAAAGGAAACAGAAUCCAGAGCCCCCGUCAACUCAAGGCCUCCAGUGGGACAUGAGGGGUUGUAUGGUUGUUCAGUGGUCAGGGCGGCUGCUCCAAACCCAGUGAGAAACCUGAGGGCAGAGACUCAGACCAACAUCUCCAUCACCCUGAGGUGGGAGGAGCCUAAGCCUCAGAACUUGACCUCCUGGGUCCAGUGGCCUGGAGAUGGUGGCAGCAAUGAUACUCAAAACACAGCAGGCACCAGCGUCACAGUGGGAAGGCUUGCUCCUGCUGCUUCCUACGAAUUUCCCAUGUGGGUAGAGAAAGGUGGAGUCAGCGGCUCCCGGAAGACGCUUCUAGCCACUACAGAAUUCACUGAAGAUGGCAGCUUCGUUGAUCUGUUGAGGGUCGUGAAGGUCCCUGGUAACAGUCCACACACUUACUGCCACUUGGUACCUAGAACUGUGUGCGCUUCUGCAUGA